Phacochoerus africanus (Common warthog) is the source of this 2183-nucleotide messenger RNA. RefSeq names its product parathyroid hormone 2 receptor (gene PTH2R). Gene Ontology annotation, biological process: adenylate cyclase-modulating G protein-coupled receptor signaling pathway; cell surface receptor signaling pathway. NCBI's taxonomy places the organism in Eukaryota, Metazoa, Chordata, Mammalia, Artiodactyla, Suidae. The transcript is spliced from 13 exons. Gene Ontology annotation, cellular component: plasma membrane. Bases 179 to 1831 code for a protein of 550 amino acids. Gene Ontology annotation, molecular function: G protein-coupled peptide receptor activity; parathyroid hormone receptor activity; peptide hormone binding. The record is from RefSeq and is a predicted model, not a curated record.
AAGACCAAACCCCAAGCGCAAGGGGCACCGGCUGUCCGGCCGCCCGGCAUCCCCGGAGGGUGGUCUAGGGCUGACCCUGAGCUCCUCUCCUCAAGUUUGCCUCGCACCGGCCAAGUUACGAGUGUGGAGCUUGCCCCAGGCUCCAGGAAGAGCGUUCCGGCUCCUUGCUGGUCCGAGUAUGGCCCGGUCGGGGGCCUCACUUCACCUCUGGGGGUGGGUGCUGCUCAGUGGCUGCCUCCUCGCGGGAGCCCAGCUGGAUUCUGAUGGCACCAUUACUAUAGAGGAGCAGAUUGUCCUUGUGCUGAAAGCUAAAAUGCAGUGUGAACUCAACAUCACAGCCCAGCUCCAGGAAGGAGAGGGAAGUUGUUUUCCAGAAUGGGAUGGACUCAUUUGUUGGCCUAGAGGAACAGUGGGGAAAAUGUCAGCCGUCCCAUGCCCUUCUUAUAUUUAUGAUUUCAAUCAUAAAGGAGUUGCUUUCCGACACUGUAACCCCAAUGGAACAUGGGAUUUUAUGCAUGGUUUAAAUAAAACAUGGGCUAAUUAUUCAGACUGUCUUCGCUUUCUGCAGCCGGAUAUCAGCAUAGGAAAGCAAGAAUUCUUUGAACGCCUCUACAUCAUGUACACUAUUGGCUACUCCAUCUCCUUUGGAUCCCUGGCUGUGGCUAUUCUCAUCAUUGGUUACUUCCGACGAUUGCAUUGUACUAGGAACUAUAUCCACAUGCACUUAUUUGUGUCUUUCAUGCUGAGAGCUGCGAGCAUCUUUGUCAAGGACAAAGUGGUCCAUGCUCACAUAGGAGUAAAGGAGCUGCAGUCCCUGAUAAUGCAAGGCAACCUACAAAGUUCCAUAGAACUGCCUUCUGUGGACAAAUCACAAUAUAUUGGGUGCAAGAUUGCUGUUGUGAUGUUUAUUUACUUCUUGGCUACAAACUACUAUUGGAUCUUGGUGGAAGGUCUCUAUCUGCAUAGUUUAAUCUUUGUCGCGUUCUUUUCGGACACCAAGUACCUGUGGGGCUUCACCUUGAUAGGCUGGGGGUUCCCAGCAGCAUUUGUUACCGCCUGGGCUGUGGCUCGAGCAACUCUGGCUGAUGAAAGAUGCUGGGAACUUAGUGCCGGAGACAUCAAAUGGAUUUAUCAAGCCCCAAUCUUAGCAGCUAUUGGGCUGAAUUUUAUUCUGUUUCUGAAUACAGUUAGAGUUCUGGCUACCAAAAUUUGGGAGACCAAUGCAGUUGGGCAUGACACAAGAAAACAAUACAGGAAACUUGCCAAAUCAACACUGGUGCUGGUGCUGGUCUUUGGAGUGCAUUACAUCGUGUUUGUGUGCCUGCCCCACUCCUUUGCUGGGCUUGGGUGGGAGAUCCGGAUGCACUGUGAGCUCUUUUUCAACUCCUUUCAGGGUUUCUUUGUGUCCAUCAUCUACUGCUACUGCAAUGGAGAGGUUCAGUCUGAGGUAAAGAAGAUGUGGAGUCGGUGGAAUCUCUCUGUGGACUGGAAAAGGACGCCCCCAUGCGGCGGCCACAGAUACGGCUCCGUGCUCACCACCCUGACUCACAGCACCAGCAGCCAGUCGCAGAUGGCGGCCAGCACGCGCUCGGUGCUCAUCUCUGGCAAAGCAGCCAAGACGGCUGGCCCUCAGCCGGACAGCCAUGUGACUUUACCCGGCUACGUCUGGAGUAACUCAGAGCAGGACUGCCUGCCACACUUGAUCCAUGAGGAGGCCCAGGAAAGUAACGGGAGGCAGGGAGAUGAGAUUCCAAUGGAGGAAUCUUCCCGGCGAUUAGACUUUAAUCUGGACCCUGAAGGAGGCAAAGGAGAGACGGAGGAUGCCCUGUGAAUCGGCGUCUGUGUCUUUAAAGAGCUCGCCUCUCUGGUGGUGGUGGAGGAACUUGGUCAGCAUCCCUCUGCUUGAGCCCCAAAGCUGAACAUUCAGGGCUCAAGUGUGCGGAGUUUUCAGGCUCCAUCAGUUGGCUCCUGUAAAUAACUAAAACCACAAAGCAGAUGUGUCAGUGGAGUAAUUUAUUACCUUAUUUUGGCAUCACAUUCUCUUUGGAAUUGAUGUGUGGUACUUUCUCUGUGAUAUUUAUUGUUCUCCUUUUGGUAGAAAAACACUUCUGCUGCUUGGCUCUAGUUUUCUCUCAUAAGUACUGCUCUACAUAUGAUAGAGGUCAUUUAAGAUGCAUCCUUUU